AUGGUUAGCACAGUGUUGCUAGAUGGCAGAAUACGCGACUUCCAGUUGUUAGUAGUCGACCACAGUGUCGCGGAAGGUGCUGCGCAAUUUUGUGCUGUACUUAGUAUUAGUCCAAGAAAAAUAUUACAUCUGUGUAAUAAUUCACAUAUCAAUAGACCAUUGGAUAUCAAAAAGAAGAUCAAACGUACUCGAUAUCCUGAAUACAGUAUCUGCACCAGCAACAGACGCCAAAAACGUUUUAAUAAGUACUACGACAUUACAUAUCUUAACGAAUUAGUACUGAAACAUAUGAGCGCAAAAGCAAUCAACAAUGUAAAGCGAUAAUAUAACAACUAGAUGAUCGAUAAUUCUUUGGUACAAUAAAAUGGGGAAAAUGAAGAAACUACCGAGGCCAUUUAUAAAAAUCAAGCGUCUUUCGAGAAGGAAAAAAAUGAUUCUACUGAGUCACGAAAUUAAGAAAUAUGCACACUGGAAAUGGGAACAGGACAAAAUGCACGCUAAUUUGGAGGCCACAAUAAACUUUAAUAUGCUAAAAAUUGCGGCAGACCCGCAAAUGGACAUAGAUUACGUAAGAAGCAUGUCAUUGAUGUCAAUUUAUGAUCGUAAUUACAGAAACCCCAUACAAGAAAACAUUUUCGAAGAUUCUGUGCAUAUCAGAUUCGAUGUGAUGCAUAACUUGAGUAAUUUAAGUAUCGACGACGGAAGUGAAGGCACUUGUAAUGUAAAUACGCCGCAGCAGGACAUCGGAUCAGAUAUUUUACAGAAAGCUUCUUUCCUUCAUAUAAGCGACAGUAAUGAGCCAAAUAUAUAUGACAGAAUAAGAAAUAUUGUUAUGUCAUAGAAUGUAAACAAAAUAAGGUUGUUUUAAAGGAGAUUAUA
Temnothorax curvispinosus is the source of this 879-nucleotide messenger RNA. RefSeq lists its product as uncharacterized. The record is from RefSeq and is a predicted model, not a curated record. NCBI's taxonomy places the organism in Eukaryota, Metazoa, Arthropoda, Insecta, Hymenoptera, Formicidae. The transcript has 2 exons. The coding region runs from base 1 to 324 and encodes 107 amino acids.